AAGAUGAUUGGCUGUUUCUAUAAACACAGACUGGAGUAGUCUCUGUUACUUGAUUGAGCAUUUAAAAAACCUUCUUCGGAAACUUUGGUGUCAAACAUGUUGCCUAGCUGCCUUACAACUUUUUAAUAUAUAUUUGUGAUUGGACAAAGUCGCUUUUAUGUGUGAAGGAAACACUUAUCAAUACCAGCAGGUAACAGUUUCCAUGUAAACAUGCUUAGAGGCAACAUGGAGUUCCUACGGUGGAGUUGUGAUGAUGUUGCAAGAUGGAUUGAGUCUUUAGGAUUUCCACAAUACAAAGCAUGUUUUACGGAGAACUGCAUCACUGGAAGAAAGCUCAUUUAUGUAAAUUGUAUCUACAUGCCAAGACUUGGAAUCACAAAUUUUAAAGACAUGAAGGUAUUCAGAAGAGGCAGAAACUCGAGAUUUUUAUUCUAACCUUCAGAAGAGAUGUAUGUGAAUAUGGAGACGUUUAAAGUUACACAGCCUAUCAAAGCUGGAGGCUCACACAAUGUCCAAGGCAGUUUAAACAGGCUGAGAUAAUGGUGACACUGUCAUCUGUGCUGGUGUGCGUGAGCUGCUGGGGAUCACAGAGACCCUGUGGAGUCGCAGCAUCGCUGACCCUCCACGGGACAGCAUGGGCUUGUUCUUGGAAAAAAAGAGCACGACAGGUGAACGGGCGGACAACCUCACCUACCAGCAGUUCCUGGAUGACACGCAUCAGUCAGAGAGACAUGAAUCACAGCAGUAAAGGAGUGCAGCGAAAACCAAGACUUGUCAGUGUCAUUUCAUAUCACAAACUGUCAGCUCAUGAUGACUCCGAUGAGUCACUCACAGACACACACAUGCAGGCCUUGACAUUAACACUUCCCACCAGCAAAAUGCUUGUAUUUUGUAUUCUACUAGGUUUUUGUGCAAGUAUAGCCAACAUGAGCGCAACACUUUUUUUUCGUAAUAUCAGCGACUUUGUGCACACACAUACAGUGAUACAUAUAUUUAGUUAAAAUUGCUCUUGCCAUUCCAGCUCUGGAUAACCAUGCCUAAACCACUUAGGCUAUUUGUAUUGAUCUCCAGUGGUUGUGUUGUAACUGGAUGCAGCUAUUGAUCUGAGUAGAAAUCCUCAGGAUAAGUCUGUGGAUGACAACAGACAGCUAUAUUUUACACAAUGGAGCAGUAUAGGUCAUUGUUCUUGGGAUUAAAAAAAAAAAACACUGAGUCUGCGAACGUCCAAGAAGUAUCCUGUGUCGCUGUAGGCUACUGUAAUAGACUUAUGCAUAGGCUACUUUGCCAACUUGCACAAAAGGCCAACGGAUCAUUGCAUCAGAUAGUGAUGGGUCAAGGGCCAAGCAGACCCACGGGGAGCCAGGGCUUUCAGUUUCAGCCAUCUCAACACUUUCUUGCCAAUAAUGUAUGUAAUACAUGCAGGACUAUUCAGCUAUGGGCUGCUAAAUUUGGCUUUACCCAGACUAGAUGUAGCCUACACUGUGCACCAAAGGAUUUACCUAAAGGAAUGCAUUUUCAAUUACAGUCUUGUUUAUGUCACUGGAUAUUCCCGGACUCAUUUUCCAUCUCAUGUAUGUCUGAAUCUGACGAACGUUUCUGUUCUGUUCUUUUUUUAAAUUUUAUUCAUAAAACAAAUUUAGAGAAUAUUAUAGACCUACUGCGUUUCGUGCAGUAGAGUCCAAUUUACAUGAAUAAAUGAUGAUGCCUGCCUGUGAGAUAGGCUGGGAGGCACCGCAUCUGUCUAUGCACACAAAUGGUCUCUGUGCAACUCGGAGCGCACUGAUUACCAUUCCGAGCACAGCACCUCUGGUCAGAAAUGGAGCCGGGUCGGUGGUUGACAGUAGUCCGGGGGCAGGAGAGGGGAGGGGGGGGCGCAUAUUAUGGCAGCAACCUUUCAGUCAAUCUGGAUUAAGUCGCACUGAGCCCUGCGUCGUCCAGCAAAAGCCCGUGAAAGCGAUCCGAACAUCUGGCUGGAUUCAGCACAGCAGCAGUCACUCACAGCGCUGUAGAUAAUAAAGCAGCCUGUCGCUUCAAAGGCGUUUUCUCUUCUGGAGGUGCAAACAGGCGGAUGCGCAGUAUAGAGGCGAUCCCGCACAGCUGCAGCCUCGCAGCCACAACGGGACCCUUCGGCUUGCGUUUUCCAGUAUUUUUUUUUUUUCACGAAAGAGGGAAGCGGAGUUAUAGGCUACAUCUCCGAUGUGAGGGGAUCGGAGAGGAGUCGUCCUUUGUAUGCUGGUCAUGGAUUCCUUGAAGGGCAUCGCUGGUUUCGCAGGCCGUCACAUGUUCUAGGAGCUGAGACGCGUGUUUCGGGACACCUGAAUUAUCUCCAAGAGGCACUGUCGGUCCCAUUUUAGACAAGCCGCUCUCAGAAUGCUCUCAGCCCUUCUGGGAGAAAAAAUGCUCAAACACACCCUCCUCUGACUUGGCUUGAUGUUUCAUCUACAAGGUGUGUUAACCUGACUGAAAAGCCAAAUGGAGUCUCUCCUGGUUUACCUGAUAGUUCUCGGUGUGGCUGUGAAGGCCCACAAAGUUCAGGUCUGCCCCAAACGCUGCGUCUGCCAAGUGCUUAACCCCAACCUGGCGACUUUGUGCGACAAAAAGGGGCUUCUUUUUGUGCCCCCGAACAUCGACAGGCACACGGUGGAGAUGCGUCUUGGGGAUAACUUUGUAACCAGCAUCAAACGCAAAGACUUUGCCAACAUGACCAGGCUGGUGGACCUGACCCUCUCUCGGAACACUAUCGGCUCCAUCGCGCCUCACGCUUUCAAAGACCUGGAGAACUUACGAGCCCUUCACCUUGAUAGCAACCGGCUGUCCCGCAUCCUCAACGACACCUUCAGCGGCAUGUCCAAGCUGCACCACCUCAUCCUCAACAACAACCAGCUCACCCACAUCCAGAUUGGGGCCUUUAAUGACCUGACAGCACUGGAAGAGCUGGAUUUAUCCUACAACAACUUGGAAAGUGCGCCAUGGGUGGCCAUACAAAGGAUGCCCAGUCUCCACACUCUCAAUUUGGACCACAACAUGCUCAGCUACAUCCCAGAGGGCACAUUCUCUGGGCUGCAGAAGCUCAAGAGGCUGGACGUAACUUCCAACAAGCUCCAGAAGCUUCCUCCUGACCCUAUUUUCCAAAGAGCAGGGGUCCUGGCCACCUCUGGGAUAAUGGGGCCUAUGUCGUUCGCGUUGAGCUUCGGAGGGAACCCGCUUAGGUGUAACUGUGAGCUGCUCUGGCUGCGGAGGUUGCGGAGGGAGGAUGAUCUGGAAACCUGUGCCUCACCGCAACACCUCGCCGGACGCUAUUUCUGGACUGUUUCAGAGGAAGAGUUCCUGUGUGAGCCUCCUCUCAUCACCAGGCACUCUCAGGAGCUGCGAGCUUUGGAGGGUCAGAGUGUGACUCUGCGCUGUAAGGCCAGGGGUGACCCCGACCCUAUUAUCCACUGGAUCGCCCCUGACGGACGCCUUAUGUCCAAUUCCUCCAGGGCCGCGGUCCACACAGACGGCACGCUGGACAUCCUCAUCAGCACUGUCAAGGACUCUGGUUCCUUCACCUGCGUGGCCUCCAACCCGGCAGGUGAGGCCCAGCAGACGGUGGAUCUGGUCAUCACUAAACUCCCUCAUAUCACCAACAACACAGUCGCAGAGCAGGAGCCCGACCCCGGAUCAUCAGAUAUCGCCACAGUGACCAAGACUGGGGCAGAGGUGGGAGGGUUGCCUCUGGGGAACGCCAAGACGAGCCAGGAGAAGAAAGUAGUGAUUGCUGAGGCCACGUCCACCUCGGCCCUGGUCAAGUUUAACUUCCAGACGAGUAUUCCUGGAAUACGCAUGUUUCAGAUCCAAUAUAAUGGCACCUAUGACGAUUCACUGGUUUACAGAAUGAUACCUCCGACUAGUAAGAGCAUCCUGGUAAACAACCUGGCGGCUGGUACGCACUAUGACUUGUGUGUGCUGGCCAUCUACGAUGACCAGGUGACCUCGCUGACCGCCACCAGGGUGAUAGGAUGCAUCCACUUCACCACAGAGCCGCAGUACCUGAGAUGCCAUUUCAUGCAGUCCCAGUUUCUUGGCGGCACCAUUGUGGUUAUCAUUGGAGGGAUUAUUGUGGCCUCAGUGCUCGCUUUUAUCAUCUUCCUCAUUGUGCGCUACCGGGUGUGUAACCAAGGAGAUGCAGAUAAGGCUCUAGAGAUGGGGGAUAUUCGGUCGCUGAGCAGUGAUGGACAGCUACAGGGCUGUGGGAUUCCCAAGUCCCUCUCUAAGCAGGUCCUGCGUCCAGAGAAGAAUGAUAAGGAGUGCCUCAGAAUUGCCCUGCCGCCCACGGAGCCAGCCAAGCAGCGACCACCAGUCGCCGUAGCCACCACCAAACCCUCCGUCCCUGACUGCACUGUCUCUACCUCUGCAGCCAGCCACAGCUGGCACCCGGCCUCCCCGGGCGCUCCGAGGCCCAAACGUUUCAGUGCUCCGUCAAAACCCUUAGAGGCUCGCCGAGCUGAAGCUCAGGUGGAUGUCGAGCUCGAUAACAUGAACCGGAAUAACUCGUCAGAGGUUAAAAUGACCACCGCCGUCGCUCUGGCUGUGCCCGGCCAGCCCACCAAAUGGACUGCUGUUCCCAGGGUUCAGCGCCCCCAACAGGCCGCUCGACAUUACAUGACUGUGCCCGCAGGGGGAGUGAGAGUGAACCGCAGGCACUCCCUUAACGCAGACUCAUAUAUGGAACGCUGCUACGUGGCCUACCCCAAACCUGGGGCCAGUCUGCGCUCCAAGCGGAGCCUGUCGAUGAGCGGAGAGCUGCCGCAGCUGGAGAGCACAACAAACAUGCACCGGGCCAGGGACAAGCUCUCCAGGUCUGAGUGGCUUCUGGAGAGCACUUUAUGAUUUGGGGUUUAUGACCCGCGUUCUCUUGUUUUCUUGGAUUGGAUUUGUAGCCCGUUGUGGAGCAGACAGGGAUUUUAUGCCUUGUUUUGAGCUUUUGUGUGCUCUAUUGAGGGACCUGUAAGCUUCUCUCAUAUAUAUGGGGGCCAGGCAGGCAUACAGGGUUACGGGAAACUUUUCACAUUUGUUUUGUACCUUAUAACCUUUCAAAGUUGUCUUUAUAACGACAUUUGAUCAAACUUUGACAAAAGGCACAACAAUGUAUAAAACAUCUUCAUGUACAAAAAUGUUUAGUUGUGUGAGAUGCUGUAUAUCUAAAUACAGCCAUAAGUGUUCAUGUGGUAUUGAAUGCAGUAACCUGGACAUACUGUAUAAUAACAAAGAAAGAGACAUGCAGAGGUAUGGCUUAUUAUACCCACAGUCUCAUUGCCUGUAACUUAAAGUGAUACAAUCUCUGUAGACUUUCAACAUGAUUCUUGUCUCCAGCUACAGACAGACGGUGACAUGUCUUAAUUACCUUGGCUUGAGAUUACGAAUGUGCUUUACAUCCCAGAGGUGUUGGAACAGAAUGUAACAGAACAGACAGCGCUCCAUCUUUUCAUCGCGACACCCCCAGACACAGCACAAUGCAGUAUUUUUGUGGCACAAAUCGACUCAGCCUAAUACUGCCCUCCGGUUUGAAUCGAUACAUUUUUAUCACAUAAUUACAUAAAGACUCAACUCUGAUAGGAUUCCUGUCGUGACUGAUUUGAGCAACAAUUGAACCAACACCAACAGCAUGACAGGUGCAGGAAGUAAUCUGAUAUUAUGCGUAGACGGGAUCCAGAGGAAUGGUUCAUUUCCAUAUUUUUUACUGACAUUAUCAUGUCACGCCGAUGACAACCGUUGUAAAUUUACUUGUCGAUGUAAGAGAAAUGAUAAUCACAAGUAUGGGAGGACGUCAGCUCUUGAUUUUGCUGUUGUUUCUGUUUGAUGUUUACCAGUAUAAAUAAACCAGUGAUAAAAGGGACAAACUCAGA
Molecule: messenger RNA, 5885 nt
Organism: Sander lucioperca (pikeperch)
Lineage: Eukaryota; Metazoa; Chordata; Actinopteri; Perciformes; Percidae
Gene: lrfn5b
Product: leucine rich repeat and fibronectin type III domain containing 5b
Exons: 8
Coding region: 2473-4869 (798 amino acids)
Molecular function (GO): protein binding
Source: RefSeq, a predicted model, not a curated record